UUAAUAGCAUUACACGCUCGUGGGGAGUUAGUGGUCCUCUAAGCUCCACUGUGUGUUUGGGAAGCGAACGGCGAAAGGAACCUUUUUUAAGAGCGGGCGACGAGCGGCUGCGCAAGAUGGUGUUUCACUGUCUAAAUGUUUACACUGAAUGUCCGGUCCGUUAGUCCUGGGUAAUGUAAAAAAAAAAACAAAAUAAAAAAAACACCAAGCGGUUCUCCGUUGAGAGUCGUGCUGUAUAAUGACAGACCGUGACGGGGGCCGCGUCUUCAGUGCUGAUCGGAAAACAUGGGGCUCAGGAUCAGUGCCAAGGGUCAACAGAGCCACAUGAUGGUGAUCUUCUUCGCCGUCUUCAUCUUGACCACACUCCUCAUCCUCUAUGGCUCCAACAACAGCAAUGAUAACAUCUACAUCCCCUUUCACGUGGACAUCCAUCACGCCGUCAAGACUACAGACCUCAAGAAGUUAGCUGGUAGAGAUGGCUACAUGCCAGUUUUUGGUAACAAGACUAUGAACCUGCACUGUCGCAACUGUGCACUUGUGACGAGCUCCAGCCAUGUCCUUGGUAGCCGGGCGGGGAAUGACAUUGAUCAGACGGAGUGCGUGAUCCGCAUGAACGACGCCCCCACGUCAAGCUACGAGACGGACGUCGGCAACCGCACCACCCUCAGGGUUGUGGCCCACUCCAGCGUCUUCAGGGUGAUGCGGCGGCCCAACGAGUAUCUGCGGCGCACGGACAGCAACUCCACAAUCAUCUUCUGGGGACCCCCGAAUAAGAUCUGGAAGGAUGCUAAGGGAACUUUGUUCAGAUUGAUCCAGAGGAUCGGGAUGACCUAUAGCAACCUGUCGUUCUUCAGCAUUUCACCAAACAAAAUGCGAAAAUUUGAUAAUCUGUUCAGCAGAGAGACCGGACGGGACAGACAAAAGUCCCACUCUUGGUUGAGCACUGGCUGGUUCACAAUGGUCAUAGCCAUUGAGAUAUGUGAUAAUAUUAAAGUAUAUGGGAUGGUUCCACCAAAUUACUGCGGAAGAAAGCCGGGGUCCAAGAAGAUGCCCUACCACUACUACAAACCCAGGGAGUCUGAUGAAUGUGCAACGUAUCUUCAGAACGAAAACAACCGCAGGGGACACCACCAUCGUUUCAUCACAGAGAAACAGGUGUUUGCCCGCUGGGCCAAGCUGUAUAACAUCACGUUCACCAGCCCCAAGUGGUGAGAUACCAGCUGUUCAGCCAAGAAGCAGACGAGCACAGCGGAUUCAAGUUCACAGUGAUCUCAAAACGAGGCGUCACAAAUGCUUUUAUCCGGCAAAGAUGGUGAAGAUACGGGAAAUCUUCAGUUAAUGAUGAUGAUGAAGAUGUGUGGAAAAGUUUCCAUUUCUGAUUUCAGGUACUGAACUUGUAUGGCUUUUGGAGCACUGUCUAUUGUGGUCAGAAAGUUUACACACCAGCGGCAUGAAUGUCCUCAGCUAGAGGUUUAAUUUGGAGCAGAUUUUUUUCUCAGGGUGAAAGGAUUUCACAACAAACUCCUUCCAAGUUUUCUGGCAAAUCUGGGUGCAGGAACACACACAGAGUCAGAAUUAUACACACAAGCUCAAAUGUUUACACCCUCUGUAAUAAUUGCUUGACGCUCCCAUGUCAUUAUAUACGUUCUGUUAACUGUUAACAAGAUCCAAGCAUAAUGCUUCCUGGAUAUUCACUCUUAAUGCAAAACUGCUAUAGUUUGCUUGAAAAGGCAGCUCUGUGCACCAAUUGCAGUUUUCUGUCUGAUCGCCAAUCUAUUAAAAAUCCUGACCUGCUGAUUGCGAUUUUGGCCGAUACCAACUUUUUUUUGUCCAAAAUGUAGCAAGAAAGUUAAUGAGUUGCCAACAGUGAGAUGACAUACAGAUCUGAUCUGAUCUGGUGGGCUGGUCUGCUAGUCAAACCUCUGACAGUAGAGCAGAAGGAGAUAACAGUUUAUAUACUCGCCUUUGCCAAGGUAGAUAAAAUCAGUGGCUAAGAUCAGCUUCACAUGUAAAAAUCGGCUGAUCAUCAAUUUCCCAAAAUGGUGCAUCCCUAUCAUAUUUACAGAUUUAAAUAAAGUUUGCACAUUUUCAUUUCUACUGAGGUCACAGUUUUGGGAAGACUCCUCCAGAAAGUGAUGUUAGCAAGUUAGCUAUUACCAAGUAGGUUUAGGUUUUGAUAUGCAUUUAUUGACUGGUAAAAUCCAGGAAAAUUGAUUCUUCCACUUUGUGUGUUGGCAGCUCAACAUUCCCACAUCAUGACGCUAGACAGCUGGUGCGGUUUAGUUUAAAAGCCUCGCCUUGACUCUUUGUCUCAUCUGCCUGUAAAGCUUUCUCCAGAAAACAUGUGGCUUCUCUAGGUGUCGAUUCUGUUUUGGACCGAGCUCAUUGGACUGCGCCAUUGUUACCAGUAUGAUAAACAUGUCAAUGCUUGAAUGUUUAAAACUUACAGCCAAUCAUGAUCACUUACUUAAUAGUUUGUAAGAUUUAUAUUUAAUAGUCUGUCUCUUGGGAAAACACAAGUUAGAUUUAUUUUUGUGAUCAAAUAAAUCAGGUUAUGUGUUGUAAUAAUAUUCCACCCUGGAAAAAAAAAAGGGUAACCACAUUUAAAACCCCAAAAUAAUGUGUUCAUCCCAAUGAAUGUGUGUGUAAACUUCCUUACUGCAUUUGUGUGCAAAAUAACUAAUUUAAAAGGUUGUACACAUCUCUAUAUUUUUAUGUAUUUAAAUGUUUUCCAUGUUGGAGGAUUAUAUCAGCAAGUUCCUUUAAUCCAAAAAUCACCAAUAAGCCUGUUACUGUGGCUUUUCACACAAUAAUUUAAGUAGUUUUCAUAACUGUUGUAAAGAGAUCAUGUUCUAAAAUAGCUGCCAAAGACGGAUGUCCAAUUCAGCCGACAGGCCAAUCAUAGCGGAGCCUUAUGAGACAACACAGCAGCCCAAGCACUGUGGUUUAGAGCAGGAGCAUGUUGAACUGGACAGCAUUGUAGUUUUACAAUAACCCAGGCCCAACUAACUUCAGUUACAUAUUUUUGCCAGAAGUGGGAACUAAUGCAUCCAUUGACAUUUGAAACUGGCCAAAGUUUUAAGUGCAUGCAACCAGAAUGUAAAGGUUCAUUUCAGUGCUUUAUUCAGUUCAAGAAAUUAGAAGGGAGGUUUAGUUGGAGGAUUUCAUUUGACCAGAUUGCCUUUUAGGAGUAGUUUAGUUCUUCAAAUCCAGUCAUGUUUUUUUCGGAAAGUCAUUUGUUGGUUAUAAAAAGUGAUUUUUUUUUUUUUAUCUGGUAUCAAAAUCCAAGUAUUAAAAUUAUGUGAUAUAAGACACAGAAAUAAUUGUUUUUAACAACUUUCAGUACAGAGAAGGCAAAUAUGUUUUUUUGUCUCUCAAAUUUGUAUGACUGGUAAAGAGCAGCACUUUAUACUACUGUAAAUUAUGUUCGCACCACAGAUUAUACCCAUAAUAAAGGAAGAAUUUGCUGCA
Molecule: messenger RNA, 3471 nt
Organism: Poeciliopsis prolifica (blackstripe livebearer)
Lineage: Eukaryota; Metazoa; Chordata; Actinopteri; Cyprinodontiformes; Poeciliidae
Gene: st6galnac6
Product: ST6 (alpha-N-acetyl-neuraminyl-2,3-beta-galactosyl-1,3)-N-acetylgalactosaminide alpha-2,6-sialyltransferase 6
Exons: 6
Coding region: 286-1212 (308 amino acids)
Biological process (GO): ganglioside biosynthetic process; oligosaccharide metabolic process
Molecular function (GO): alpha-N-acetylgalactosaminide alpha-2,6-sialyltransferase activity
Source: RefSeq, a predicted model, not a curated record